CGCCUCCUCCUCCAAAACCCUCGCUCGCGCCGCCGCCGUCGCCUUCUCGGCUUCGGGCUUCGCGUUCGGCGCGGCGGUAGCGCUCGCUCUCUCUCUCUCUCUCUCGCGCGCGCGCCCGCGCGGUAGGAGGAGAUGCUCGGGGCCUCGAGGCGUUCCGUCUGCGCGGCGGCGGCUGCCCGCCGCCGCGCCGCCGCGGGAGUCGCCUCCGCCGUUUCCGGAGACUCCUCCGUGUCGUCGUCCUCCUCGGCGCCUUCACGCUCGGUGUUUAAUGGGGAGCCUGGGGUUCCUCAGCUGCAGAAGAGGUUGCUCUCUGUGCUUGCUGCGCCAAAGCUUAUCGGGACCGACAGUGCUGCCUCCCCCAGGCUGAGGGAGGGAUCCCUUGUUGGCAGGCGGUACGAAUCAAGCGCUGCGGCAGUUGAUUCUUCUGAUAUGCCACCUGCUGAGAAGCAUGAGUACCAGGCUGAGGUCAACAGGCUCAUGGACUUGAUUGUUCACAGCUUGUAUAGCAACAAGGAGGUGUUUCUUCGAGAGCUGGUCAGCAAUGCAAGUGAUGCACUUGAUAAGUUGCGGUAUCUUAGUGUCACUGAUCCUGAUCUUCUGAAGGAUGGUCCUGAGCUUGACAUCCGCAUCCAAACAGACAAGGACAAUGGAGUUAUUACAAUCACUGAUUCUGGGAUUGGUAUGACGAAGCAAGAACUUGUUGAAUCUCUUGGAACUAUAGCAAGCAGUGGAACUGCCAAGUUCCUGAAGGCACUGAAGGAGAGCCAAGAGGCUGGUGUUGACAGCAACUUGAUUGGUCAAUUUGGUGUUGGAUUCUAUUCUGCAUUUCUUGUUUCAGAUAAGGUUGCAGUGUCAACUAAGAGCCCAAAAUCUGACAAGCAAUAUGUUUGGGAAGGCGAGGCAGACUCUAGUUCUUACACCAUUAGAGAGGAGACAGACCCAGCGAAGCUCAUUCCUAGGGGAACUCGCCUUACUCUGUACCUCAAGCGUGAUGACAAGGGCUUUGCGCACCCUGAGAAAAUUCAGAAACUUGUGAAGAAUUAUUCCCAGUUUGUUUCCUUCCCUAUUUAUACUUGGCAAGAGAAAGGGUACACAAAAGAGGUUGAGGUUGACGAACCCGUUGAAGCUAAAAAAGAAGGUGAUGAUGAACCUACAACAGAGGUUAAGAAAAAGACAAAAACUGUUGUUGAGAAGUAUUGGGAUUGGGAGCUUACAAAUGAGACACAACCUAUUUGGCUUCGGAACCCUAGAGAGGUAUCGACCGAGGAUUACAAUGAAUUUUAUAAGAAGACAUUCAAUGAGUACAUGGAUCCCUUGGCAUCUUCACACUUCACUACAGAGGGUGAAGUAGAAUUCAGAUCUAUUCUUUAUGUGCCUGCUACAAAGAAGGAAGAUAUAACUGAUAGGAAGACCAAAAAUAUCAGGCUUUACGUUAAGCGUGUGUUCAUAUCAGAUGAUUUUGAUGGAGAAUUGUUCCCAAGAUACCUGAGCUUUGUGAAGGGUGUUGUUGACUCAAAUGACCUUCCAUUAAAUGUUUCUCGUGAGAUCCUUCAAGAAAGCCGAAUUGUGCGUAUAAUGAGAAAGAGGUUGGUGCGAAAGGCCUUUGAUAUGAUACUUGGCAUUUCUUGUAGUGAAAACAGAGAUGACUAUGAAAGGUUCUGGGAGAACUACGGAAAGUUCCUAAAGCUGGGUUGCAUGGAAGACAAGGAAAAUCACAAGAGAAUUGCUCCCUUGCUCCGCUUCUUUUCUUCUCAAAGCAAUGAGGAAUUAAUUAGCUUGGAUGAAUACGUAGAAAAUAUGAAACCUGAGCAAAAGGAUAUUUACUAUAUUGCUGCGGACAGUUUGAGUAGUGCAAAACAUGCUCCUUUCCUGGAGAAGCUCAAUGAAAAAGAGUAUGAGGUUCUAUUUUUGGUUGACCCAAUGGAUGAAGUGUCUGUCACAAAUCUGAGCUCCUACAAGGAUAAACGAUUCGUUGAUAUUAGCAAGGAAGAUUUGGACUUAGGUGACAAGAAUGAGGAAAGAGAGAAGGAGAUCAAGCAGGAAUACAGCCAAACAUGUGACUGGAUUAAGAAACACUUGGGUGACAAGAUUGCUCGUGUUGAUAUAUCCAAUCGUCUCAGCUCAUCACCAUGUGUUCUGGUUGCAGCUAAGUUUGGUUGGUCUGCCAACAUGGAAAGGUUGAUGAGGGCACAAUCAAUGGGUGACAUGUCAUCUCUGGAUUUCAUGCGUUCUAGAAAAGUUUUUGAAAUUAACCCAGAGCAUGAGAUAAUCAAGGGCUUGAAUGCCGCCUGCAGAAUCAACCCUGAUGACCCAGAAGCUCUAAAGGCUGUAGAUAUCCUAUUUGAAACUGCUAUGAUUUCUAGUGGCUUUACACCUGACAACCCUGCCGAGCUAAGCGGAAAGAUAUAUGAGAUGAUGAGCACAGCUAUGGCCAGCAAAUGGGGCUCGCAGGCACAACCCGUUGAACCGAACUUGCAGCAACCUUCAUCUCUAAGCUCUGAGCCGAUUGAAGCCGAGGUGGUCGAGCCAGAGCCAGUUGAUGCGAACCAGCAGAAAUGAGGGGAUCGUCGCUGUUUUCCCCAAAGUCUUUGUUUAGUUCUACGAGCCUCUAGUCCUUUUUCUUGGAUCCAUUUCUUAGGAUUAUGCUGCCCUCCCAGAAUAUUGUAGCUCAUCAGGGAAUGAGAGUUAGUCUACUAGAUAGACUGGAUGAUACACGCUGUUACAUCGUGCUUGCUUUUGUUGCAGAAACGCAGAGAUUUUUUAUUUUUCGUUUUGGUUUAGCGGCCUGUGCAAUGAGCUGUGUGUUAAGCCAAUAGGAAUUGUGUUGUUGUUUUAUGGGAAUAAUGGUGAAAAACCUGGGCAUACAGUUAAGCA
Messenger RNA from Oryza brachyantha (malo sina), 2874 nucleotides. Its product is annotated as heat shock protein 90-6, mitochondrial. Gene Ontology annotation, molecular function: ATP binding; ATP-dependent protein folding chaperone; ATP hydrolysis activity. Gene Ontology annotation, cellular component: cytosol; plasma membrane; perinuclear region of cytoplasm. The record is from RefSeq and is a predicted model, not a curated record. Gene Ontology annotation, biological process: cellular response to heat; protein stabilization; protein folding. The transcript has 20 exons. The coding region runs from base 133 to 2559 and encodes 808 amino acids. Lineage: Eukaryota; Viridiplantae; Streptophyta; Magnoliopsida; Poales; Poaceae.